Messenger RNA from Oncorhynchus gorbuscha (pink salmon), 2842 nucleotides. Its product is annotated as ubiquitin carboxyl-terminal hydrolase 12-like. Lineage: Eukaryota; Metazoa; Chordata; Actinopteri; Salmoniformes; Salmonidae. Gene Ontology annotation, molecular function: cysteine-type deubiquitinase activity; cysteine-type endopeptidase activity. Bases 110 to 1261 code for a protein of 383 amino acids. Gene Ontology annotation, biological process: protein deubiquitination. The record is from RefSeq and is a predicted model, not a curated record. Gene Ontology annotation, cellular component: cytosol; nucleus. The transcript is spliced from 10 exons.
GCCACUCCCUCAUCCUCAAACUGGACGGUCUCCCCGGAACUCCCCACAGCCGUAGCGGCUGUCAACGUUUUAACAUUGGGUUUCGGUCCAAUAAUAUGGAAAAAGACGGAUGGAAAUACUGAUGACAGUCCGAAAGAUCGCCUCGAUUUGUACGAUGGGCGCCAAUGCCUCCGCUUUGGAGAAGGAGAUUGGACCAGAACAGUUUCCCGUUAAUGAACACUACUUUGGAUUGGUCAACUUUGGGAACACCUGCUACUGUAACUCGGUGCUGCAGGCCCUCUACUUCUGCCGUCCGUUCAGGGAGAAGGUCUUGGCCUACAAGGUCCAGCCCAGACGUAAAGAGUCACUGCUCACCUGUCUUUCUGACCUCUUCAACAGCAUCGCCACGCAGAAGAAGAAGGUGGGAGUCAUCCCUCCCAAGAAGUUCAUCUCACGUCUGAGGAAAGAAAAUGAGCUGUUUGACAACUACAUGCAACAGGAUGCCCACGAGUUCCUCAACUACCUCCUCAACACUAUCGCUGACCUGCUGCAGGAGGAGGAGAAGAGCCAGGAGAGACAGCAGAAUGGAAAACUGUUACAGAACGGAGGAGGAGGAGUUGGGGGCAGCAGUGGGACGGGAGGAGGACAGGGUGAGGAGGGGGAGAAGACACAGCAGACCUGGGUCCACGAGAUCUUCCAGGGAACCCUAACAAACGAGACGCGCUGCCUCAACUGUGAAGCUGUGAGCAGUAAAGACGAAGACUUCCUGGACCUGUCUGUAGAUGUUGAGCAGAACACCUCCAUCACACACUGUCUCAGGGGUUUCAGCAACACAGAGACACUAUGUAGUGAAUACAAGUACUACUGUGAACAGUGUCGGAGUAAACAGGAAGCACAGAAAAGGAUGCGUGUGAAGAAGCUGCCUAUGAUCCUGGCCUUACAUCUGAAGAGGUUUAAAUACAUGGACCAGCUGCAGCGCUACACCAAGCUGUCCUAUCGCGUCGUCUUUCCUCUGGAGCUCCGCCUCUUCAACACCUCAGGAGACGCCACCAACCCCGACCGCAUGUACGAUCUGGUCGCCGUGGUCGUCCACUGUGGAAGUGGUCCAAACCGUGGUCAUUACAUCACCAUAGUGAAGAGUCAUGGGUUCUGGCUCCUGUUUGAUGAUGACAUCGUAGAGAAAAUCGACGCCCAGGCCAUCGAGGAGUUCUACGGUCUAACGUCGGACAUUUCCAAGAACUCUGAGUCCGGUUACAUCCUGUUCUACCAGUCCCGGGACUGAACCAGCCAAUGGGAUUUGGACUCAGCAUAGGGAGGGGCUUGGGCUACCACAGGCCCCGCCCAGCCCACCAUCCGUUAUAAAUAUUCAGGCUUUACAGCAGAGCUUUGCACUGUGGAGCACCAGGAAGACGGAUGGAGGAUCUUCAGCAGACAGGAGCCAACGAUGGCCGAGCAACCCAUCAGUGUGACAGGAUAUGACUUCAUUAGAGAAGAAGAUCAGCGACCAGGGAUUGUUAUGCUUCGUCAUAGUCAUCAUCAUCCUAGUCCAGAUCGUCCUGAUGGUCUUUCUCUCUAUGAUUUGACGGUAGAUUAGAAAAUAUGUUUGCUUGGCUCGCUCGCCGCUUACAUAGCGUGUCGUCAUUACUGGUGUCCUUGUCAUACAUAGUUCCACUGCGGUGGUGUUAAACAGCAGUUUGGUUGGAUGAAAAGUAGAUCUGCCAUUUCCAGAAUGUUCUCCUCUGUUGUUGUUGGUUUGGAGAGUGGGGUGGAGAGAAGAGUUUGGUCCCUUUUUGCAGCUCAGCAGGCCAGUGUUUAUAUUAUGGUUUGGAUGCGAAAAGCUGCACAAAUAUCUGUUUGAAGGGACACGUGUGCUCUCUAGCUCCCCUCUGGCAACAACAGCAAACUACACCACACACACUACAAAACGCCUGCCAACCACAUAUGUAUGUUGUCUGUCUCCUAAUCAAGCAAGUUCCUCCAUUGGUGGCAAUGGCAGUGUUUCAAAUGGCACCCUAUUUAUUUAUCUAGUGCACUCCAAACGUACUGCACUAGAUAUGGAGUAGGUUCUCAUUUAGCUCCUCCACUUCCUGUCACCUGAUCUGAACCUUCCAAUCAGAGCCUGUUGUUUUUUGAAUGCACAAGUUAACCAAACAUAGCUGUUGUUUGGUCAUGUUAAAUAUGUGUUACACUGCCAGUUGGAGUAACUAACUUCACUCUUUAUAGGCUACGUCCCAAUAUCUAUACCAGCACACUGCUAAGUAUGCAUGCCCAAUAUAUUCUAAGUAGUAUGCUAGUGCAGAUUUUGGAACGGAACUGAUUUCUCUCAACAGAGAGCAACAUGGAAUAUGGCCCACUAUUCAUAAAGCUUCUCUGAGUAGGAGUGCUGAUUGAGUAUUGUUUUGGCCAUGUAGAUCGUAACCAAUAAGAUUCUUAUGGACAGGGACCUGAUCCUAGAUCAGAGGUUUUAUGAAUACAGUUCCUGAUCCGUAGCUCUGGACACGGGAGGUGUUUUAUAUAUUAUAUUAGCUAGGACUAGAGUGGGUCCUGUGUUAAGUUGAAUGUACAGUAAGGAACUGGCUUCUCAUUGGUUGGCCCGUACACAGGUCCUGGGGUCUCAACCUAUCCUGACCAGUAAUAGUUAUAUAUCUGCACUACAAAUGGCACACUAUUCCCUACACAGUGCACUAUUUUUUACUUUGGCUUGUAGGGUCUCAUAGGUGCAUUUGGAGUGUGGGAGAGUUAAACUCAUUAACUUAGGCCUACUGUGGACCUAUCUACCUAGUAAACACUAGUACACUCCUCUAGCCUACAGACUACUAUCUACCUAGUAAACACUAGUACACUCCUCUAGCCUACAGACUAC